This is a messenger RNA of Carassius gibelio (silver crucian carp), 2767 nucleotides long. RefSeq lists its product as uncharacterized. The record is from RefSeq and is a predicted model, not a curated record. Bases 641 to 2116 code for a protein of 491 amino acids. The transcript is spliced from 11 exons. Lineage: Eukaryota; Metazoa; Chordata; Actinopteri; Cypriniformes; Cyprinidae. Gene Ontology annotation, biological process: protein palmitoylation. Gene Ontology annotation, cellular component: Golgi membrane. Gene Ontology annotation, molecular function: palmitoyltransferase activity; protein binding.
GAUGCAAAACACCUUGACCACCGAGCGCCCACAUUAGCCAUUCCACUCCCUUUCGUUCAUUGGUUGAACAUAUACAUCUUCCACCUCCAGAGUGCGGAGUUUCCUAUAAAUCAGUACAGCGUAUUUACAUAUGACCAGAUUCGCUCACUUAUCGAAUGACUGAUUAUCUAACGAGAUAAUAUUAUCGAGGUUUUAGACUUUUCCGCUGCACCAAAUCAAUUAAGAUAUCAUUUUAUAAUGAAUUUGUUACAGUUGGCCAAGAAUUUCUUCAGCCUACAGAAGAAGGCGUAAAGUGAAUGUAUGGUCGCAGAAUGCAGCAGGUUUCAGGAAGUUGUAUAUUUGAAUCGGUUCAACGGGGGGAGAUCGAUCGAGUUUCCCAUUUAUUACAGCAGGAUCGGGGUGUUUUGAAACAAAAAGCUCACCCCUAAACCAUCUCGAUUGGGUCCAGGUCCGGUGACUGUGGAGGCCAGGUCAUCUGGUGCAGCACCCCAUCACUCUCCUCCUUGGUCAAACAGCCCUUGAUGCCUUCAGUUUGACUCUACAAUUUUCAUAGUCAUGAAAAUAAAGAAAACUCUUUGAAUGAGAAGGUUGGGGAGGUUUCACAGCCCUCCACUUUGCUGCUCUCCAUGGAAACCGGCCAAUGGCUGAGCUUCUGCUGAACAGCGGUGCUGAUCCAAACAUUCCCUGUGAUUCCGGAAUAACUCCUUUUCACUUUGCUUGCAGAAAUGGCCAUAUUUUUAUCAUGCACAAAAUGAUGCAGCAUGGUGCAGACUUACACAUAGUAGAUAAGCAAGGGAAAACGUCGCUUCAUCAUGCAGUCGGUGGAGGAAGCGUUAUUGCCACGCAGUACCUGUGGGAGACUGGCAUGUUCUGUUUCACAGAUGCCGAUAACUAUAAGGUCACUCCGCUGCAUUUGGCAGCUUCCACAGGAAAUUCUGACGUAGUCCGUUAUCUCCUUAGAGCAAAUAGAUGCACACCAGAGGCAGUUGACCACCAGGGGGCGACAGCACUUCACGUGGCUGCAGAGAAUGGCAUGAUUGAGGUGUGCUGGCUGCUGUUGAAAAGUGCAGGGCUCCACAUUUUACACAUGAAAAACCACACUGGCCUCACGCCUCUAGACCUCUGUAAUCAAGGGAAUACUUUUAGACAUCAGCAGCUCUCCAGGAUUUUGACGGAUUUCAGUCACCGACCAAAAGAUCUGAUUCCUAAGGACUCAAAUGUGAUGUACUUCUGGAUGCUGCUGUUGCCGUCUCUCUCCGGGGCUGCGGUUCUCAUUAUAGCUGCAGCUCUCGGUGAAUAUGGGGCUAUCCUCUCUGCGGUGCUUUUCCCGUGUUUGGCAAAAGUCAUUCUGUCUCAAUAUCAUAGACUGAGCAGCUUUCAAAGGUUACCAAACCCUGUGUACUUGGGAACACUGGCUGCAGGCAUUAUUCAUUGCUCAGCUUGCUUUCUCUAUAAAUUUUUACCCAGUUUUUGGCCAGCUUAUGCCCUCUUCAAUUUUUCACUUGUCCAUUUUUGUGUGCUCGUUGGACUUUUUUGGAAAGUUCUAAAUCAGAACCCAGGACAACUCAAAGAAGCUGACACUGAUUCCCAGUUUUCCAGCAUAAGAGACUUAAUAGAAGCCGGAAAGAGCCCGGACAGAUUCUGUAUUCACUGUGAGUUGAUCCAAGUGGACAACUGUAAACACUGCCGUUUGUGUGACAUGUGCAUCCAAGAGUACGACCACCACUGCCUCUUCCUCAAUCAAUGUGUGGGACGGGACAACCACCGCAUCUUCAUCCUCUUCGUCAUGUCUAUGGUAAUGGCUCAACUCCUCUUCAUCCUCAGUGCCGUGUACUACCUCUCCCUGAAACUCUCGGGCUUGGAGAUAUCCGACUGGGGCUCACUGGCAGGAAGAGAGGCCUCUGUGCUCCUGCUGACUCUGCUCAACAUCUUCUCUCUGAUCUGGGUGGGAUGGUUGCUAGUUGAGCAGCUGGAUGCCAUUUCCAUGGGAACCACCACCUAUUUUAGGCGGUACGACAACAAAGGGCCUUCUAAAAGACAACGCUUGAGAACAAUCCUCACUUUUCUGCUUGAAGGGAGAACAAGACAGGAGCACAGUCAGUCUUUCAGCAUAUAAAGAUCUUUUGAAAUUCCAAUCACAGUUUAGUCUUAUUGUUGUUUAUAAAGGCUGGAAUAGAUAACUUCUGUUACAUACUUCACAGUCCUGUAGUUUAUGAUGAGCUCGGAUUCAGAUUUUCUAGCUUCAGACUACGAUGUUAUCCAAUCAUAGGAUAUCAAACAUGAUUGAUAUUUUGCGAUGAUUGUAGACCAUAUAUUAUUUUCAUUUCUCACUCAUCUCCUAGCAAUGAGAUGCAUGUUUCUGUGAGAGUUUAGGAUCGAAACAACAUAAAAGUCAAUGCGAUCCUUUGUCAUUUAGUGUAUGAUGCCCAGUUUUUAUUUUUUCGAACCAUUUACAAUGUCAGCAAGUGUGUGAUGCAUAUUGUGUUAAAAACUGUUCAGAGUCUAAAAACGCUGAUGUCAUCAUCAACGCUGAUGUCAUCGUCCAUCGCGCUGUUUCACUGUAGACAUCGUCUGAUGGCAAAUUUGUAGACAUCGCCCAACCCUAUUUAAGAUAUAUAAAAAUAAACAACAACAAAAAAAUGACAUCACCUAAAUUAUCUUUGUAAUAGCGCUUUACAUAAACAAAGGUCACUGCUGUCUUGCCUUGCCAUAACUGUAUCUGUAUUUUUUAUAACAAACAUUUUAAAUAAAUGCCUUUCAGUGUAAA